Messenger RNA from Arthroderma uncinatum, 1029 nucleotides. RefSeq lists its product as uncharacterized. The transcript is spliced from 2 exons. Lineage: Eukaryota; Fungi; Ascomycota; Eurotiomycetes; Onygenales; Arthrodermataceae. The record is from RefSeq and is a predicted model, not a curated record. Gene Ontology annotation, cellular component: mitochondrion. Bases 1 to 1029 code for a protein of 342 amino acids.
AUGUCUCGUGAAGGGAUUGUCGCCGGAGACGGGUCCAAGGGGAACACAGCAACUCCCGCAGAGGGCCGCCAGAGCUUCCUCGAACCUCAUGUUCGCCCGAAGCCGCUCCACGUCCCCGAAUCUGUUCUCGGAGGCGGGACUCGCGGAUGGAAUACAGGGAGCCUGGGAUCGAGACUGGCGGUUGAUGCUGCCAGUGCUGCCACUGCUGGUAUCCUCAUAUGUCCGAUGAUCACCAUUAUCGACAAAUCGAUCAUCGAAAAAGCAGCCAAGGGACUGCCAAUUCAGACAAGCCUUGCCUCGUCCUUGAAGAGCAUGAUAACUAGACCCCACCGAUUCCUCACCUCGACGCCAUUCCUCCUCAUCUACACUCUCUACUCGUCCACCUAUCUCACUGCCAACCUGAUCGAUACGGCGGUGUCAACCAUGGAAGACAAGGCAUACAACAGCGUGUCGACGGGGAUCGUGAAAUUCGCAGCCACCGCACUGGUAAACAUGUCAAUCUGCGUCUACAAGGACUCCAGAUUCGUCAAAAUAUUCGGAACCCAGUCGCAAGGAAACGCCGGCCAGUCAGCACCGGCAAAGGCACCGGCCGUGGCUCCGCAGAUAAAGGGAACGGCUGCUUGCCUGCCACCUACUCCAAGGAUACCCAUAACCUCAUACUCCCUCUUCUGCUUCCGAGACAGCAUCACUAUAUUCGCCUCCUUCAACCUCCCGCCGUUGGUAGCCGGUUACGUACCAGACGUGAUUGCAUCGAAUCCCAAAUCUAAAUACGCAAUUGCCCAAUUCGCCAUUCCAGCUACUGUCCAGCUAGUCAGCACUCCUUUCCAUCUGUUGGGACUAGACCUCUAUAACCGCCAGCCUGUCGGCGGACUCCCAGCGGUCGAGAGAUGGGUACGUGUGAAGAGAGACUGGGCUCCAAGCUGUCUGGCCAGAAUUGGACGAAUCUUGCCAGCUUACGGAGUCGGUGGUGUCCUGAACACAAGGAUGAGAGAAAGGUUCAUGACCGCCCUUGAAGCGAAGAGGUCAUAA